Molecule: messenger RNA, 1993 nt
Organism: Lepisosteus oculatus (spotted gar)
Lineage: Eukaryota; Metazoa; Chordata; Actinopteri; Semionotiformes; Lepisosteidae
Source: RefSeq, a predicted model, not a curated record
UAGAAACGAGCCUCCAGGGGCUUCGCUGUCUUCUGCACGAGCUCACCUGACCCCUCUAGUCCUUAGGUCCUUAAUGAGUCAUCUAUUAGGGAUUGUCCUAAUGGAUAUGGGAAGGAAAGAUUUAGCAGUUAAGGCCAGUAAAAAAGACAGAGGGUGAUCUAAAACCAAGACUCUCAUCUUGGGCCUUGGUGUAGAACAGAAUGACUGAUUGCGGGUACCGAUAUCGCCAGCCCGGCAUCGAGUCCAGGGCGAAUCGGGAACGAGCCGUUUGCGCAGAGCGGAGUUGCUGCAGUUUGGUUUUCGGAGGGAGAAAUCAAGGCAGCUACAGGCCCCUGCGGAGGAGGAAAGGGGUUAGGAUGCGCAGAGACCAAGAGACGGAGAGAUCUGUUCGCCGCCCUGCGGCGUUGCCCAGUUACACAGGCUGAAACAACACCUAGCAUGCCGUGGGAGCAGACCCUAACACCACAGCAGCAGGUUGGCAGACCUGAUAGCACUGAAGUGUUGAGCCCUUAGUAGAGUAGUAGUAGAGGAGUUUAUUGCCAGAUGUACAUGUGCAUUGGUAUUCUUAUUCGUGUUGUGGAGAACAGUGAAUAUGUAGUGGUGGAAAAAAAACCCAUGGUAGACCAUGCAAAAAGUGCAUAGUGCAGAUGUGCAUUGAGUCUGGGGCAUUGCAGUUAGUUGUUAAGGAUGCGAAUGGCAGUAGGGUGGAAAACGUGGUGACGUCUGGCUCUCUCUGUCUCUCACUUUUGUUACAAGCCGGGUCUUCUGCUAGAGGUGGAGCUGAUGUGGCGACUGGUGGAGGGUUCCAGUGUAUUCGGAGGUGCCCGGGGCUGUGUGGAUCCUGCCUCAGCACCGGGAGAUUGUCAUUGCAAGCGCGGACCGGCGAGGUGAUGGGGGAGUUUGGGCGGCUGUACGAGCAGCAGUACGCCGUGGCGCUCUUCAACAAGGUCCGCUACGAGAUCGAGGGCAACGGGGGACCCCAGUCCCAGCUCCUGCACCGCAAGGUGCCCCUGGAGGACAAGUCCAUCUUCUCCGGGAAUCUUUUCCAGUUCCUGGAGGAGAACAAGAAGUGGAGGAAUCGGUUCCUCUAUGUCCCGGACUCCUACAGCGUCAUGUUCUACGAGACCAAGCUGGCCUAUGACAGAGGACUGCACCCCAAGGGGACCAUCAACUGCGCUGGCUACAAAGUGCUGACCUCAGUGGAGGAGUACGGCGAGCUGAUGAACAGCAGCCUGCCAGGUCUGAAGGCGAAGGCGGGCAGCUCCAUGUUUUCGAAGUGCGCCACCCAGUUUCCCAUCAUCCUCUGGCACCCGUACGCGCGCCACCACUACUUCUGCGUGACGUCGGAGAAGGAGCACCAGAAGUGGCUCGCGGUCUUCCAGGACUGCGUCAGGCACACCAACAACGGUGAGGCACAAGUGCAGGUGCACACGCGUACACGCGUGCAGUACACACCUGCUCGCACGCCCAUGCACGAGCACUCUCAAUGCCUAUUACAGGUGCAUCCAUUGAAUAGAACUGCUCAACCAAUCCAGACUGACACCAAGUUGGCCCAGGCAAGGCAGCUGCAGAGUUAUCGUAUCACUGGUGCCAUUUCACAAUUACGUCAUAACGGAGCUUGUUGUAACCACCUUGAACCACAGGGAAGAGCACUAGAACAUCUGAAACAUCUGCAUUGUUCAGUAUGCUUACAAUGAACUACACAGAGGUACCACUUUCAAGGAUAUGGAUUAAGAAACCUCCCUUAUUGCUUGUUAUUAAGUGUGAUUCCUUUAAUGAAUCAAGGUGCCAGUGCAGGACACACACACACUGCCAGUGCAUGACACACACACCGGAGCAGUGCACACUUCUGACUUCUGUGAGCAAGCAGAAGGCUCACAGUGGUGAUGUGUUCGUGUAGCUCCACAGCACCUUAACCUGGGAGAAAAAAUGUUCAGGAGCCUUUUAAAUGUUCAGCUGGGAAGCUGUGGGGAAGGUAUUACAGAGCAUGGCG